Molecule: messenger RNA, 1230 nt
Organism: Fusarium oxysporum Fo47
Lineage: Eukaryota; Fungi; Ascomycota; Sordariomycetes; Hypocreales; Nectriaceae
Product: tRNA-guanine(15) transglycosylase-like protein
Exons: 3
Coding region: 1-1230 (409 amino acids)
Cellular component (GO): cytosol
Molecular function (GO): tRNA-guanosine(34) queuine transglycosylase activity
Source: RefSeq, a predicted model, not a curated record
AUGGCGUCAUCAUCAAACAUUUACAAGUCACCUGCCUUGACGCACGAGCUUGUCGCAAAAUGCUCCACAACAAGAGCUCGGGCAUCAAUAUUGACUCUUCCUCAUGGCGUCGUACAGCUUCCUAUGUUCAUGCCAGUUGCAACUCAAGCGUCUCUAAAGGGCAUUACCCCUGAACAGCUUGAAGAGACUGGUUGUCGGUUAUGUCUAAACAACACAUAUCACCUCGGCUUGAAACCAGGACAAGAGGUCUUGGAUGCGAUAGGUGGAGCGCAUAAACUCCAAGGAUGGAACCACAACAUUCUGACUGACAGUGGAGGAUUUCAAAUGGUCAGUUUGCUCAAGCUUGCAACCAUCACUGAGAAAGGUGUCGAAUUUCUGAGCCCUCAUGAUGGAACACCCAUGCUACUUACUCCGGAGCAUUCCAUGUCACUGCAAAACAGCAUCGGCAGCGACAUUAUGAUGCAGCUGGACGAUGUCCUUGUCACAACCUCUCCUGACAAGGCACGUAUGCGCGAGGCCAUGGAGCGAAGUGUGCGAUGGUUGGAUCGAUGCAUCGCAGCUCACAAGAAACCGGAGUCCCAAAAUCUCUUCUGCAUUAUUCAGGGAGGUCUUGAUCUCGAUAUGCGACGAGAAUGCUGUCGCGAGAUGCUGGCCCGUGAUACCCCAGGCAUCGCCAUUGGUGGAUUGAGUGGUGGUGAGGCCAAGGCUGAUUAUUGCAGAGUUGUAGCAGCUUGCACAGAACUGCUCCCUGACCUGAAGCCGCGAUACGUCAUGGGUAUUGGCUACCCUGAAGAUCUGGUCGUGAGCGUUGCGCUGGGAGCCGACAUGUUCGAUUGUGUGUGGCCAACAAGAACAGCCCGAUUUGGCAAUGCAGUUACAAAACAUGGCGUCUUGAACAUCCGCAACAAGAAAUACGCUACUGAUUUCGGGCCUGUCGAGGAGGGUUGCAACUGCAUGGUCUGCAAGCCAAUCGCUGAUGGAGGGAUGGGUGUCACUCGGGCAUUUGUCCACCACAACGCCUCAAAAGAGACGGUAGCGGCGCACCUGCUGACCAUUCACAAUGUCUAUUAUCAACUGAACCUUAUGCGACAAAUAAGGGAGGCCAUUAUGGAGGAUCGAUUCCCUACAUUCGUGCGACAGUUCUUUGCUUGGCUUUAUGCGGAUAAAACAGAGUAUCCCGAAUGGGCAGUUGGAGCAUUGAAGGGGGUCAACAUCGAUUUAUCGGAAUAA